UUGCAAUAAAUGUAUACUUAAAAAUACCAACUACAUAAUUUUGCGAAAAAAUUGUAGAAGAAAAAAACCUCAAAAUCAAAAGAACUAAAUUGAUCCAAAGUUAUAGUUACCACCAAUCAAUCCCACCACCACCACCACCACUUCACCACCAUAAUUAAACUUCAAUUCGAUUAAAGUCUAAGAAAGAAUUUGCAUAAAAUUCAAGUCAUGCUAAACAACGCUACAAAUAGUUCGCCGCAUCCUUUGCUACAACCAACAGCAGAUAAUUCAAAUAUGAAUGGCUAUAGUCGCAAGUCACCAUCAAAGCGUCGCUAUGAGGGUUCCAAGUAUCCAGCCUUGCCAAAGAAGAAGCCACGUACGGGCAAGGAGCGUGUACCGCAACCGAAGAAUACCGUCGCCAUGCUGAAUGAGCUGCGUCAUGGUUUGGUUUAUAAAUUGGAGUCGCAAACUGGGCCGGUGCAUGCACCGCUAUUCACCAUUUCCGUUGAGGUGGAUGGACAAAAGUAUAUGGGUCAGGGUCGCAGCAAGAAGAUUGCCCGCAUCGAGGCAGCCGCUACGGCGUUACGCAGUUUCAUACAAUUUAAAGAUGGUGCCGUCUUGACGCCGCUGAAGCCGACUUGUAAUCUUGAUUUCACUAGCGAUGAGCAUCUGGAAAACGGUAUUGCUAAUUAUGACAAACUAAGCACGGAUGAAUUAGUCUCGCUUUUAGACGCACUGUUCAGGCAUGCGAAAUUUGUUAAAAAACUGACACCCUUCAUGAAGGUUUCCGAUUGUACAUUGAGCAUGACAAAUGUAAAUAAGAGCGCCAUUACUGUGGAUGGCCAGAAGAAAGUGCCGGACAAGGGACCUGUUAUGCUACUCUAUGAGCUCUUCAACGAUGUACACUUCGAUUGCUCAACAGUGGAUGGAGCACAGAAUAAUUGUCGCUUCAAAAUGACUGUAACGGUGAAUAAUAGCAAAUUCGAUGGCACAGGUCCAUCAAAGAAGUUGGCCAAGAAUGCAGCUGCCAAGGCUGCUUUAGCUUCGCUAUGCAACAUUUCGUACAGCCCAAUGAUGCAUCCACAAAAGAAUGUGCCAUUGCCGAUCGAUGAUAAGACAUCGUCCAUGGAAUUGCCACAAAUACACGCUGACACUAUUGGUCGCUUGGUAUUGGAGAAAUUCAUGGAGGUCAUCAAGGGACAGGAAUCGUAUUCGCGCCGCAAAGUCUUGGCUGGCAUUGUAAUGACCGAAGAUAUGAAUUUCAGUGAAGCCAAAGUCAUUUCCGUGUCCACUGGCACCAAAUGUGUGAGCGGCGAACACAUGAGUGUCACUGGCGCUGUGCUCAACGAUUCACAUGCUGAGAUCGUCUCUCGGCGUUGUCUAAUGAAAUAUUUAUAUGCUCAAUUGGAUCUACAAUGCAGUCAGGCCACUGCAAAUCAGUCGAUUUUCGUGAGGAAUCAAGACAAUGGGCAAUACCCGUACAAACUAAAAUCCGGUGUUCAUUUCCAUUUGUACAUCAAUACAGCGCCUUGUGGUGAUGCACGGAUUUUUAGUCCUCACGAAAAUGACACUGGUGUUGACAAACAUCCAAAUAGAAAGGCGCGUGGUCAAUUGCGUACGAAAAUCGAAUCGGGUGAGGGGACUAUACCGGUAAAAAGCAAAGAGGGCCUACAAACAUGGGACGGUGUAUUGCAGGGCGAACGUCUACUGACCAUGUCCUGCUCCGACAAGAUUGCUCGCUGGAAUAUCGUUGGCAUACAGGGAUCUCUGCUGGCCUCCAUUGUCGAGCCAAUUUACUUGCAUUCCAUAGUGUUGGGCAGCUUGUUGCAUCCAGAGCACAUGUAUCGUGCCGUUUGCGGCCGAAUAGAGAAAUCCAUACAAGGUCUUCCGCCGCCCUAUCAUCUGAAUAAACCACGCUUGGCGUUGGUCACCUCCGCUGAGCCUCGCAAUCAGGCUAAGGCACCGAAUUUCGGCAUCAAUUGGACAAUUGGCGACAGUGAGGUCGAGGUGGUGAAUUCACUUACCGGUAAAACGGUAAAUAACCAAAUAUCGCGCAUAACCAAGCAAAUGUACUUCAUGAAGUAUGGCUAUUUGAUGAAAAAUUUACCGGGCAUACCAAAUCGCAAGCUGACUACCGAUUACGGGCAAACAAAGGAGAGGGUUAAGGACUACCAGAUUGCCAAGAAAGAGUUAUUUGCGGCUUUUCGACGCGAAGACCUGGGCAGCUGGCUGAAAAAACCAAUGGAACAAGAUCAAUUUGCGCUUCCGGAAUGACUCCGUUGUCAUCGUUUUGUUAAUGAAGAGAAAAUAUUCGACAGUCAAUGACUUGAAUAAUGAUGAGCAAUUCAAAUGGUUAAUGAAACGAAAUAAAAAUAAUCAUAAUUUAUAUGCUGAUGAACUAAAUGAAACAAUACAAAUACAAAUGUUAACAUUUCAACGUA
This is a messenger RNA of Rhagoletis pomonella (apple maggot), 2420 nucleotides long. RefSeq names its product double-stranded RNA-specific editase Adar (gene Adar). Gene Ontology annotation, cellular component: cytoplasm; nucleolus. Gene Ontology annotation, molecular function: double-stranded RNA binding; tRNA-specific adenosine deaminase activity; double-stranded RNA adenosine deaminase activity. The transcript has 12 exons. The record is from RefSeq and is a predicted model, not a curated record. Gene Ontology annotation, biological process: adenosine to inosine editing; RNA processing. The coding region runs from base 208 to 2253 and encodes 681 amino acids. NCBI's taxonomy places the organism in Eukaryota, Metazoa, Arthropoda, Insecta, Diptera, Tephritidae.